AUGUCGAACCGUUAUUCGGUCUUCUCCAACCAGUCUGGUCUCAUGCCAGGGCCGAGACCGUCCUCUCAGCAUACCACGCAGGUCUCGACCACCACCUUGCUUAAUGCACUCCACUCGUUUUACUCGGCCGGCCAGCCCUACCAACUAGAUUCGAGUACGAGCUUAGUGGUCAAUACAUGGGUCACGGCCGCAACAACCUUGCCCGAUGGUCGCAAUGGCGCCACCAUCGACCGUGACUUGGCCAUUCGAGCUUGGGAACAUGCUCGCCGGCGGGCUGAGGAUGGCUGCAUCUUGCUUUGCUCACUUCACCAUUCCACCCCGUCUCUUCUGGAGCCGUUCCUGACAGCGGUUCCCGUCGCAACGCCGGAAACCGCGUUCACGGCACUAGCUGCCAUCCGACCAUUCCUUUCGGCGGUAACCUCGUUCAACCCAUCCUACUCACUCCACUCAGCUUUAGCAGCGACUUACUCGUUAACUUUACACGGCACGGUUCUGAGCUUCUCUUUGGCUUUGUCGACUUCUGGCAUCAAUGUCAGCAAAGGUCUCCUGCAUAUUGCUAACGAACCCGGUUACCGCGCAUUUGAUGUUUUCUACUACCUCCUCACCUCCGCCUCCACCCCCGCUGAGCGGGAAUUCUUGGAUCUAAAAGAGCUUUCCGCCUACACACUUUUGAACCGAUCCGGAACCUACGAUCCUCCUUCCUACCUCCCGACCGCCGACGAUGCCGCCGCCGCCGAAGAUCUCCGCGCCAAUCUCAAGGCGAUUGGCAUCAAAGGUGCCACUCAACGAAACCUGCUUUGCGUCCUCGCUGGCUUGCUCAAACUUGGUAAUGCUGCUGGAUUAAUGGUGGACCAGGAGGAGCUCGAGGAGGUUUGUGAGGACGUCGGUGGUCUGCUGGGAAUCGACCCCGAAGUUCUUCUUCACAGGUGCUCCACCGAUGAACGCGAAGUUCUGAUCGCGGGCGUCUACGAAGCUCUUGUGGACUGGAUUCUUGCCAAGGCCAAUGAGGCGAUCGCAGCGGAAGUUCAAAAUGCGCUGGAACAUGACUCUGCCUACAACGGUACCGGGGACUGGGCAAACGAGGACAACGUCAGCUUGGUCGUGGUUGAUGUGCCUCGCCCAGUCCUCGGAAAGGCCGUUGCAAUGCGAGGGGUCUUUGAUGAUGAGAUGGGUAUCAAUGCUGAGAUGAAAGAUGACGGCAUUCAGAUCCCUCCCAUCGGCCAGUCUGUCAUCAGCGAGAUGACAUCUGCCGUAUCUCAAGUAGAAGCCGAGCUUGGCAUUACCACCAGCGCCGCCUUCAAGGAGCGUGAGCAUGAGUUGGAUCGACGGAGGAGUGUCUUGGAGAAGGUUGCAACCGAAUUCGAAGCAGACUCCUUGGUUAGACAGCUGCUUUAUCCUGUCGAGGGCGAGGACAUCGUUCUCGGAAAUCAUGCUCGCUUUGACCUUUCUACCGUGUUAGGCAGUAGUCGUGUCUGGUACCACAUCUCCAUUCAUCCUACCGAUGAUCUACCAGCACAACUUGCGAACUCGAGUACAACUUGGUCUGCAGGUGCCGUUUCACGUCAAUUGCGAGACUGGCGCCUGCCAGAGUGGGCCAACCGACGCAUAAAGCAGCUCGACUUCACCGCUGAUUUCGAGAUCGACGAGUUUUACCAGCGCUAUGCACCGCUCGGUUGUGCGGAAGGCCAAGAUGGCGUUGAGAGCUGGAUCUUGGAAAGAGGUUGGAGCAACGGCGAGGCCGUCGUUGGCCACCAGCGCAUCUGGAUGAGAGAGGCUCCAUGGUGGGAAGCCGAAAGUAUGCUGGAUCGCAAACCAGAGGCGAAUCCGGCUAAUCCUUUUGGAUACGGUGCCUCCGUGUAUGAGCCUGGCUUCACCCCUGAUGGAAACCCAAUCACAGAGGCCAGCAAUCUGCUCGGAAGUCAGCAUGACCUCAUUCAUCCAGCGAUGGUUGCUCCAAGUACUAUGGGAGGUCCCAAGUCAGUUGCUCCUAGUAUGCUAAUGGCUGGUACUAACGGGGACUAUGGACUCGGACACAAGGGGGAUGAUAACAAGGCAGACAUUGCCUACUAUGACGAGUAUGGUCAGUACAUCGGCGAUGCCGAAUAUGCGGAUCCCCGUCACAUUGAGCAGAAGCAAGUCACUCCGGGUCGUCGAGCGUGGAUUGCCUUUGUCUGGGCCUUGACGUUCUGGAUGCCGUCUCCUCUCCUUAAGUAUGUGGGGCGGAUGAAGCGUCCAGAUAUCCGGCUUGCCUGGCGAGAAAAGAUUGUCCUGGUCUUCCUUAUAUUGCUGUUCAACGCCAUCGUUUGUUUUUACAUUAUGGCAUUUGGUGAUGUGCUCUGUCCUAAUAAAGACAAAGUAUGGAACAACAAGGAAGUCGGCUGGCAUGCAAACACCGAUACCGGCAACGACUAUUGGGUCAGUGUCCACGGCCGAGUCUACGAUCUUGACAAGUUUUGGAAACUGCAGCAUAGUGACUCGGAUAUCGAGACAAGUGCUUCAAACAUGGCACCGCUCGCUGGUUCUAACCUUGACGGUUACUUCUGGCCUCCCCUGCAUAUUUACUGCCCCGAGUUGGUGAAAAGCAACAUUGUCCAAAUGCAAAACAAUGACACUAGUGCCUAUGCUUACAAGUUAGCCAAUCACCAAAGUGGACCCGACUACAGCGGGACCAGUGCUAAACUCAAGCAAGAUUAUUGGUACAGCGAUACCUUCAUGCCAAAGAUGAAGAAUUACUACAAAGGUGAACUGGUCUGGAGCAAAGGCACCAUCUCCGAGCAAGCAAACGACUACUCGCGUUACUGGGUCAUCAAGGACCAGAAAGUCUGGGAUCUGACGGAUUACUUUUACACCGCCAAGCUUAUGGACGGCUAUAAAGACUAUGAUUUCUUUCCAUCCGCAGUCACCGCACUUUUCCAAGACAACCCGGGCACAGAUAUCACCAGCCAGUGGCAAGACUCGCCAGAUUUCAAUAAUGCUGAGAAAUGCCUCGACAUUGCUUUUUACAAGGGCAAGGUUGAUUUCCGCAACAGCCCUCGUUGUGUCGUGAACAACUGGCUCAUGCUUUCCUUCGCUAUUUUGAUCAGUGUUGUGGUCCUUGUCAAGUUCUUGGCUGCCUUGCAACUUGGAUCCAAACGCCGCCCCGCUCCUCAGGACAAGUUCGUCAUCUGCUUGGUCCCUGCUUACACCGAAGGCGAGGAUUCCUUGCGAAAGGGUUUGGACUCGCUCACUGCUCUUCAGUAUGACAACAAGCGUAAACUCAUCUUUGUCAUCUGUGACGGUAUGAUUGUUGGCGGUGGCAAUGACCGACCAACCCCCAAAAUCGUUCUUGACAUUCUCGGCGUGGACCCCAAGAUGGACCCUCCUGCACUCCCAUUCAAGUCUAUUGGCCAAGGCAGCGAACAGCUUAACUAUGCUAAGGUGUACUCCGGUCUGUACGAAUACGAAGGCAACGUUGUCCCAUACAUUGUUGUUGUCAAGGUCGGCAAGGAGUCCGAGCAAGGCAAGUCGAAGCCCGGUAAUCGUGGCAAGCGAGACUCCCAGGUCUUAUUGAUGCAUUUCUUGAACCGUGUCCAUCACCGAGCACCCAUGUCUCCUAUGGAGCUUGAGAUUUUCCACCAGAUAAACAACAUUAUUGGAGUGGACCCGGAACUCUACGAGUACUGUCUCAUGGUCGACGCCGAUACUAGUGUCAAGGAAGACUCGCUGAACCGCUUGGUGGCUGCUUGUGCGGCGGAUGCUAAAAUUGCUGGUAUAUGUGGUGAGACCAGUCUCCAGAAUGAAGAAAGGAGUUGGUGGACUAUGAUCCAGGUCUAUGAAUACUACAUUUCGCAUCACUUGUCCAAGGCUUUCGAGUCGCUGUUUGGCAGUGUGACAUGUCUUCCUGGUUGUUUCUGCAUGUAUCGUCUGAGAACCGCUGACAGGGGCCGACCUCUCAUCAUUUCCGAUGCAGUGGUUAAGGAGUAUGCUGAUAUCAACACUGACACUCUGCACAAGAAGAACCUGUUGUCACUGGGUGAGGAUCGAUUCUUGACAACGCUCAUGACCAAGCACUUCCCAUCUAUGCGAUACAAAUUCCUCCCCGAUGCGUACGCAAGCACUGCCGCACCAGAAACCUGGGGCGUGCCAGUCUCGCAGCGACGUCGUUGGAUUAACUCUACAAUCCACAAUUUGGUUGAACUCGCAGCUCUCAAGGACCUCUGUGGAUUCUGCUGUUUCAGUAUGCGUUUUGUCGUGAUUGUCGAUCUCCUGGGAACAGUUAUCCUUCCUGCUACAUGCGUUUACCUCGGCUACCUUAUCUACCGCGUGGCGAGCCACACUGGGCCUUUCCCUCUUAUUUCACUUGUCAUGUUGGCUGCCAUCUACGGUUUCCAGAUCAUCAUUUUCCUUCUCAAGCGCCAGUGGCAACACAUUGGAUGGAUGAUCAUCUACCUCAUGGCAUUCCCCAUCUAUUCUUUCAUUCUCCCCUUGUACUCGUUCUGGAAGCAGGAUGAUUUCAGUUGGGGUAACACUCGCAUUGUCCUCGAGGAGAAGAACGGCAAGCAAGUUAUCGCGGUCGCAGACCAAGGUUUCGAUCCCCGUAGCAUUCCCUUGCAACGUUGGGACGACUACGCCUUGGCCAACAAUCUUCCCGGUCGUCGCGGUGACAUUCAUUCGGAGAAGGCGUACGCUACGGGCCAUUACACGGAUGACCAGGCCAUGGAGAUGGACGAGAUGCAAUCUCAGUACUCGUCUGUCAGGCCUGCCUCGACUAUCCUUACCGGUUUCCCCGGCCGGGGACCAUACAUGCCGCCGCAGUCCCCUGCUCCGUUUGCUGGCGCCAACGUUCCAGGCAAUCGCAACUCGCACAUGUCUAGCUUGUCUCGCUACACUGACUACCCGCAGUUCGGCGGGCAUCCCGCUGCCAAUGCUUCGCGCAUGUCUGUCGGUAAUUUGAGUGCAGCAUAUCCGGAUCAACCCUUCCAUUCGAGCCGUCACAGCAUUGGCCUCAUGCCAAGUACUGAGAAUCUCCUUGGAAGUCGCUCUCGCAGUCCUCUCGCUCAGUAUCCCCCUAGACCAUCUAGCACCGCCUUUGACUUCAGUGCCAAUAGCCCUGGUCCGGACGAGCAUGCGAUCGCCGACGCUAUUCGCAGCUGCCUUGCAGAGGUGGACCUUGACACUGUCACCAAGAAGCAGGUCCGUGUCCUUGUCGAACAACGCCUGCAGACCUCACUGAUGGGUGAGAAACGACAGUUCUUGGACCGCCAGAUCGACCAUGAACUCGCGAACAUGUGA
Messenger RNA from Penicillium chermesinum, 5271 nucleotides. It is a transcript of the gene csmB, whose product is annotated as putative chitin synthase. The record is from RefSeq and is a predicted model, not a curated record. NCBI's taxonomy places the organism in Eukaryota, Fungi, Ascomycota, Eurotiomycetes, Eurotiales, Aspergillaceae. The transcript has 4 exons. Gene Ontology annotation, cellular component: myosin complex; cell septum; cell periphery. Gene Ontology annotation, molecular function: cytoskeletal motor activity; ATP binding; chitin synthase activity. The coding region runs from base 1 to 5271 and encodes 1756 amino acids.